Stomoxys calcitrans (stable fly) is the source of this 559-nucleotide messenger RNA. RefSeq names its product sex-regulated protein janus-A-like. Lineage: Eukaryota; Metazoa; Arthropoda; Insecta; Diptera; Muscidae. The transcript has 4 exons. Gene Ontology annotation, biological process: peptidyl-histidine dephosphorylation. Gene Ontology annotation, cellular component: cytosol. Gene Ontology annotation, molecular function: protein histidine phosphatase activity. The record is from RefSeq and is a predicted model, not a curated record. Bases 42 to 488 code for a protein of 148 amino acids.
AGUGAACCCUGAUCUUGCAUAAUCCCUAAAUCAUUGUGGCCAUGUUAAAAACAGCUGUUCAUCGAAUUUUAUUUCGUACAUUUUCAACAGGAUAUCAUUUCAGAAAUUGCAAUAAAAUGUCUGAUCCCAAGUUAGAAGCUGUGCAAGAGAGUGAUAUAGAGGAGGGAAUUUUUAAAUAUGUCCUCAUUAAGGUUUACGGCAAGCAACAAGCUGAUGGAACGGAGCCGUCUAAGCUGAUUGUAAGGGGCUAUGGUGAUUGUCAGUGGCAUUCUGAUAUCUACGAACGCGCGAGCACUUCGUGUCAAGGUUUGGGUUUGGAUACAGAAUGUCUAGGUGGCGGCAGAAUUGAACACAAUCCUUCAGCAAAACUUAUUAAAGUGUAUGGAUAUUCUCAGGGGUAUGGUAAAGCCGACCACGCACAGACAAGAGAUAUUCUCCUUAAAACAUAUAAGAAUUACAACAUUGAGAUUUCAGACGAGGGAUACUAACUAUUGGAAGGAAUUUCGUCUAUAGUUGGUAUUGUUAAAAAUAAAAUAUAUGUAGCAUAUGGUCAAACAAA